Molecule: messenger RNA, 6544 nt
Organism: Saccostrea cuccullata (small rock oyster)
Lineage: Eukaryota; Metazoa; Mollusca; Bivalvia; Ostreida; Ostreidae
Exons: 7
Coding region: 111-5123 (1670 amino acids)
Biological process (GO): positive regulation of transcription by RNA polymerase II
Cellular component (GO): nucleus; transcription regulator complex; histone methyltransferase complex
Source: RefSeq, a predicted model, not a curated record
CUGUAUUGCAAAUGGCGGCACUUGUUAUUGUUCCAUGGCGUUGAAGAUACGAGCAAACUUUGAGUGAUUCUAGUCACCCACAAAGGUGAGCAUAUGCCGUCGUUGUGACGAUGGGUCCUCAAGAGGACUUCGUGGAGACAGUCUUCACCUGUGAAGGAGACAUUAAUGAUCCCGAUCUCAAAAACCGACUGGAAGAUUUUAGAAGUACUCUCCGAGAUCUUUUGUCUACAGAUAAAAGAAAGUUAAUUCUAAAGAAAGUGGAGCCCUGGAAUAGUGUGAGGGUCACCUUUAACAUCCCUUUGGAAGCAGCGAGGAGGUUAAAGCACUUGGCACAGCAAGGAGAUGCUACCCUCAAACAACUUGGUGUUUUAGCUGUUCAGCUUGAGGGGGAUCAGCUUAUAUCCCUCACUAUAGCUGGUAGAAAUAAUGAACGGACUAAGUUAAUAUUUAAAACUACUGGUGAUUCUGUCAGUGGAGCGUCUGCUGUGAUUAACAAGGGACCAUCCUCAGGUCAAGCAGUCGAUUUCAAUGGACCUGGUACCAGUGAAGCUACCAGAAAAAAUAUUGCUGACUAUCUCAAGCAAGGGUCCCAGUUACUGGGAUUAUUACCACCACAGCUUGACAAUAAGAGGAAUGCUGGUCAGGACAUAUUUGGUGCAGAAAAUCCCACCAGUAAGACGCCUAUACCUAUUGGUCCAAAUCCAUCACCUAAAAAUGGUCCUCAAAUUGUCCCCGAACAAAAAAGACUUUUACCAACAAAUAUGGAACAUCCAGAGUUUCCAAUGUUCUUGGACAAUUACAUGAACUUACCCCCACCUCCACCUUACCCUGGGAUACCAGCUACUAGCCCAUUGCUUGUGAAUCUAUUACAAACUGAUGCAAUGGCAAACUUUAUGAAUAGUAAAAUGUUGCCCCCUUCAGACACUAGUCCUCCUCCUAAAAAGAAAAGAAAACCCAGGAAACCAAAAGAGAAGAACAAGACUGCAACAGUCACUCAAUCUGAAAUGGAUCUAGCCAGCCAGAGUAUUCCAAAUCCAGCCUUGGGACAUUGUGGUUUACCAACAUCAGGAAACAGUUCUAAUAUGCCUUCCAUGCUGAUUACACAAGCUCUCCCUCCUAGUUCUAUGCCGGUAGUGACAUGCAGUGCAUUACCAGAGAGGGCCAUGCCUUCUGUUCCUGCAAAAUCGGACUUUCAUCCAAACAUGAGAGCUGGUGUAAAUCCUCAGAUGAAAGAAUUCAUGCUGGCUAAAAGGAUGCAUCACAAACAGGGCCAUCCUGAAAAUUCAUCAGGGAAGAUCAUUAACCCCUACACUGGAAUUCUAGAACCUGUUGAGAGUUCAGACUCCAGUCCUUGUAAAAGUGAUAGUUCUAUGGAUAGCUUUUCUCCUAUGAAAAAAGUUUCUCCAAAGGACAAAAAGACAGUUGGCCUUGCAAUGUGUACUUCUUCCAUUGUUAACAGUGUGCCAAGUGCUAUUCCCUCUGCAGACAGAGUUAGAAUUGUUCAGGGAUCAGGACUGAAUAGCGUGGGAUUUUCCUCUAGUCUUCAUAUUCAAAGUGACAGUGCUGGGUAUCCUUUCUUAACAUCGGCCAAUCCAGCUGCUUUAGUUCAUCCUGGUAUAACUACAACAGCUGCUCUCAGUGCAAGUUCCCUCCAUGUAUCUACAUCUCACACUGCUGUAGUCAGCGAGUCUCGGAUCACUAGUAGGACAAGCGUGAUGCAGGCAACAAAAUCUAGUGAAAACGGAGCACCAGGCUUAAAUAAACAUUCAAAAUCUGUUAACUCAUUACAUGAAAGUAAACUUUCAGAGACAUCCAUCCAUGAACAUUUACAAGAAGUUAAAGAAACAUCUAUCUUGACUUCUGUUGCUAGUGCAAAUACUGACCCAUUGCUCAAUAUUUCUCAUCCAAAUCCAGCCAAAAAUCCUCACCUAGGCAGCCAGCUGGACAGUCCAGGGGCAGACUCAGAAAAUUCCAAUAACGGGGGUAUGUUACAUGACUCUAAUAUGCAAAAUGAGUUGGGUGCUGCUAACACAGUUUGCCAUCUGGAAGGGAAAGCAUACAAUCAUGAUUCAGGGGUAGGAAGUUCCUCUGAAAGGUCUGAUGACACUCCAUCAGAACCAGGGGACGACCUCAAACUUGUACAUUCUGUGGUUGAGGAAAAUAUUAAAGUUUCUGAUGCAUUGCUUAAAGUAUCUGCAUCCAAAGUUGUGACACAAUCAAAACUUGUGACAGAAAAUUCCUCUCAAGGAUUGGAAAAGACCAACAAAAUUGUGAAUUCAAGUGAAAGUUUGAAAGUGCAAAGCACUUUGCAUAAGAAUGUAAACAUGGACCUUACUGUGGGAUAUGCCAUGUCAAACUCUCUUGAAAACAAACUUCAGAGUGACAUUUCAGCCAUGAUGACCAUGGACAAAGUGUUAAGUCAUUUCAAUGACAAAAAUGUGUACAAUCAUAUAGGUAAGAACCAAACAAACACAGUCCUUCAUUGGUCGACCACAGAUAAGUUUAUAUCCAAUCAGAUGGAGACCAAAAAGCACCCUGUUCCUAAAAGCCACACAUCCAGUGAGACGCACAAGCACUUACCAGCACAUCUGUUUCCUAAGCAGCACACUAACCAGCACAAUAAAGUAAAGCGGAAAGUGGAACAUCCUUUUAAUCCACAAGCACACUUCUUUGCUGACAUUGAGGGGUCCUAUCAUCCUAUGGUGUCGAGUAAUGCUAACGAGGCUGUGCUUCCAGGCAAUACAGUCAAUGCAGUGUCAGCAUUCUCCUCAUCCUCAUCUAGCGUUAGUCAACUGCCAGUGCCCAAUUAUAGCAAACAGUGUGACAUUGGAAAUUCUGCUGUAAGCAAAGUUUUGUGCAAUAGUGAUCUCCAUUCAAGUAUACAGUAUUCAUCUGGGUUGGAUUCUAACAAUUCCUUAAAUUCUGUGAUGUCCAAAGACCUUCAGAUGCAAAGAAAAUACUCAAAAAGUCCCCAGGAGUUAAAAGGAAAGUCAUCUAGCUCAUCAACAGCUAAUUCUGUUCCACAUCAGAUGGACACCACUGUGUCCACUUUUACAGUGGGAAAUUCUGUGGUAGAGAAAAGACUUGGUGAUGUGUCUCAGGGAAAUUUAGAAGGAAGUGUGGCAGCCACAACACUGACAUCAAAAACUGUUCACUCAUCCGACUCGAGUCGGAACGUGACCAACAUGUAUCGACGACGGUCACCCACUGGGCCAGGCACUUCUUCACAUCAGCAGCAUUUUUUGAACCCAGGGCUACCGUUGGCUAAAAGCUUGACAGAGUCUGUACAAAAAGUAGUGAAAGCCUUACCAUCUAUAGAAAAUUCUACUCUACCUCAUCAGCGGAAAUCUCCUGUGAACUCAUCUUGUAAAGUCUCAUGCUCUUCAUCACCCUCAAAACCUGUCAAAAUUAGUGAAAGUAGAAAUUCCUCUGGCUUGGACUCUUUAACAAUAAAACAGACAAUACCUUUAUCUUCAGCAACUGUGAUUUCGGAAACUGACUUGUCUAAUCCCGGAGAUCUUGUUAAUUCCCUCCAUGGCUUUAAUGAGCACAGUGCAUCUAGUCAGGGUAUAGAAAAACUGUUACAGCUACAAAAUAGUGCUCCGCUACCAGUUUUAGAAAUUGAAUCUAGUCAUGAAUUGGAAUUCAGCAGUGUACCAGCAGAAAAUCACUUGGGUGUUGAAAUCGACUGCAAACAAAAUUUUCAUGAUACAAAAUCACAAAGUCUUCUCGAUAAGUCAAAACCAAGUUUACAAGACUCUUCUAUAAAAGAUGAAAAAGCUAGUAGUAAAGUUGAAAACUGUGAUAGACAAUUUGAACUGCAAAUAUGUGAGCAGUCAAAGCAAAGACUGCAACCUACUGACAGUUUAGAUAAAAAUAUCUCAAAAUCUGUUCCUAUGAAAAGAGACACGUCUAGUAGCACUCCUAUUAGUGAACCUGCUGCUAUCGAAUCUCAGCAAGAGACUCCGAAUCCAGGCCAUUCAGAAAAAGACAAAAUAAAGGUGGAAACAAAAGAGGAAAAAUUAAAAGUAGAAACAUCAGUUAAGAUGAAUCAUUUACAGGUUAAACCUGAUGACACAAAGCAGGUGGAUGACACAAAUCCAGGUAGUUCUAGAAACACUGACACAAAACAGAGUCCAAAAUCAAGUUCCAAAUCCUCCAAAGGAAGUGGGGAUGCUAUAUUCAAAUCAAAACGACUGGAGUUGGAGGAGAAGAACAUGGAAGUGACUGUGGUAACGAAGGUGAAGCCAUCUGAACAGAGGCAGCAGGACAAGUCUGAGCCCACAGUGCCUCCGAUCAUCAUCAGAGUGAGGAAAAGUGCUGAAUCAAGUGAUGCUUCUAAAGGCAUUCCUGAAGUAUUGGCAGCUAACCCUGAAGAAUCUCAUUUGUCGAUGACAUUGAGGGGGAAAAGCACCUCCAAGAGUCCAGAAGAACCCGUACAUAACCUCCGGCAUUCUAAAGUCACAAAACAGUCAGUGGUAGAGCAGUCAGAGAGCAAAUCUGACAAAAACACGGAAAAGGAUUCCAACAAAAAUGUAAUAUCUGAUGAUGAAUCACUGAAACGUAACCUAAGACGGCGGAAGUGUGUCACAAAUGAUGGUGAACCUGAGGCUAAGAAAGCACUUAUUGAGAAUGAAGAUGUGGCAAAACACACCCGCUCCAGUGACCUUAAAGAAAGUAACACAGCUGUUACCAGUAAAAAGACUGAGGCCCCUGUUCUUCAGAAAAUGGACACUUCCAAAGGUGAAGAAGAAACUGAUACAUCUUCAGUGGUUGAUGGUGUGAAGUCUGGUUUAAGAGCGCGGAGUAAUGCUAAAUCAGUAGAGGAGAAACAGAAAUCAUCUGGAGUAAAAGAAGUGAAGAAGUUCAAAGCAGAGGAUGAAAACUUCAUCAAAAACAAACAAGUUUCCCGCCAAAAGAAACUCUCUCCUACUGUUCCUACUGAAAAGACUCCAGCAAGUGCUAUAAGAGAAAAGUCCCCUCUUCGUGGUAGUCGAACCAGAGGACAGACUUUACCAAAUACAGAGGAAGACUUAAACAAGAGGUCUACAAGAUCUGCAAAAACGAAAGGUGAAAUAAAAGAGAAUGGAGAGGCAUAUUUUACAGCUCCCCAAUUGAAAUGACUCGUAUUGGAAGGCUUGUAUUAGUAUGCAACCGAUACCCUACCUCCUGUCGGUAAACGACGACGCCCCUCUCGUGAUCAUAGGUGAUGGGUGUGGCCCUGAGGAAACGGGAGAGCAGCUCGUUAGCUGAGUCUCCUUUUUACAGUGCUGGAACGUGACUUGCUGUCUCAUGUACAUAAUUUUCCUUGUGAUAUAAUCCAAUGAACAGAAUUAUUGUACAUGUAUUGUGUUGUGUACAAUGCUCAUAUUGUAAUUUGAAUCCAGGCUGGCUCUGAUGUAGAAACUGUACAUACUUGUAAAUACUAAUUGAAUGUAAGAUAAUUGUACAGAAUCAAUUUUAGUGCUGAUUUUUUCUCUCUCUCUCCCUCGUAAAUCAUUUCAGUUGCAUUUAAGUGGAGAGUUUUUCUCUCAUUUUUUGAAACAGUACUAGAAUUAUGCAUUAUGAUAAAAUGAAGGGUUGGCUAUCCCGUGGAAGAUGAACUGAACUUUAAUUCUAAUAUGUGGGAGUGCCUCAAUGUGGUUGCAAAAGAAAUUUUUAAAUGGGUUGUAGUGUUAAUCCAAAUGUUUUGUCGUGUGCAGAAUUAAUUACAAGUGGUGAUAUGUUUCAAAAAAUCCUAUUUUCAUUCUUAUGCUUAAUUUUUUUAAAGUCGAUACAUGUUGCUUAUACAAAGGUUUGUUAUCUAGUAAUUUUUUUUAUCUAUGUGGUUUGCAAAACAAAAGAUCCUUGGAAAAGAUAACUGUGCCAACACAAUUCAGCUGUAUCGUUUUAAAUGUAAUCAAUAUCAAGAUUUUGGAGAACAUUUUUUGGGAUUGAUUAAAAAAAAAAGAGCUACAAUGAAUGAAAGAUUCACAUGAAAAAAUUGGAGGUGAAUUCUGUUAAUGAUAAAAUUAUAGGUUUAGGAGUGUCAAUUUACUGCCAUUUUUUGUUUUUGUUGCAUAAUUUAAUUAUAUAUUUAUAUAUAUACAAAUACUUAUAUGAGCUGCUUGCAGCAACUAUGAUAACUCUUAUUUGGCUUGUGAAUUGUUAUAUAUAGGGCGCGUAAGAAAUAAUUAUAUAUCCGUACUCAUUCAUUUUCUAGUCUACAAGAGUACUAUAAUUACAUUACUGACCAAUUGUUGAUGUUAUUAAUAUUAUUAUCAUGUAUAGAUUAUAUGAGAGUUUUCUUUUUAAUUGAGUGAAUAACAGAGGAGUUAUAAGCUUUUGUGUGCCAGUCUGCUGUGGACUGAGUUGCCUCCCUUUCUUUCCCUGAGUAGGUGAUUGCUUUAUGUGCUGUAUAUGUCCCCGUGGAGAUUUCAGACAUGUCUUCUUACUCUCAUCAUGUAGUUUAGCAGACUUUCGUCUUAAUUUUCCUUGGUGUCAAUUCAGCAUAUUUUUAUUUUUAUAUCCAUAACUGUGAAUAAACAUAGCUCACACAUUUGAA